Molecule: messenger RNA, 3006 nt
Organism: Adelges cooleyi (spruce gall adelgid)
Lineage: Eukaryota; Metazoa; Arthropoda; Insecta; Hemiptera; Adelgidae
Product: mitochondrial ornithine transporter 1-like
Exons: 2
Coding region: 112-1089 (325 amino acids)
Biological process (GO): mitochondrial L-ornithine transmembrane transport
Molecular function (GO): L-ornithine transmembrane transporter activity
Source: RefSeq, a predicted model, not a curated record
AGUUUUUAUCGCACGCCCAGCGCGCGUGACCGUACCUAUAAUAGUUAUUGUCGAAGUAACGUUGGGACAACCUUAACGCUACGCGCAGAUUAAAAUAAGUGCUGUUGUACAAUGGAUGGUAGUGAAGAUCACGAUGGCGGGUUUGAACGUAUCAGCAGUUUCGGGAGUUUCGCCGAUGGUUGUUUCAGCAUCAGGGACGUGCGAGUUAGCGGGGCGAAAGAGAGUGCGGUCGACUUCGCGGCCGGAUCGCUGGGUGGCGUCGCCCUGGUGCUUAUCGGACAGCCGCUGGAUACGGUCAAGACCAAACUGCAAACGUUCCGGGGUCUUUACCGGGGCCCCAUGCAAUGUCUUUUGCACACGUACCGCGUGGCGGGCGCGCGUGGCCUGUACGCCGGCACGUAUCCCGCCAUGGUGGCCGGCGUGUCUGAAAAUUCCGUGCUGUUCCUGUGCUACGGACUGUGUCAGCGGACGGUGGCCGCGGUCACAGGCGUUAGGGACGCUAGACAACUGGACGUGCUGUCCAACGCCACGGCCGGUUGCGCUGCGUCGUUUUUCUCGUCCGUCGUCCUUUGUCCCACCGAGCUGGUCAAGAUCAAACUACAAGCGGGCCGCGAGCUAGCUGAGUCCAGGGGUGAAAAGUUCAAAGGAAGCGUGUACCGAGUGACAAAGGAAAUUGUGGCUAAUAACGGCAUGCAGGCUUUAUUCCGUGGACUAACCAUAACAUUGGCUCGGGAAUUACCCAGUUACUUCUGUUUUUUUGGAACGUACGAGGCCAUCAGAGAGGCAUUGAAGCCGGCCGGCGGAUUGCGAGAAGAUUGCGGUUUGGCCGUGACCUCAUUGGCUGGUGGAGUCGGUGGUGUAAUGCUAUGGGCAGUUACCUUCCCCGUAGAUGUGAUCAAGUCCCGUAUUCAGCUGGACGAUAUGAUGCCAACCAGAGGGUGGAUAACGCAAUUACUCCAAAUGUACCGUAACGAAGGGUUAGCUGCUAUUUAUAGUGGUCUGGUGCCUACGUUGAUUCGGACCAUCCCGUCUUCGGCUGUGUUGUUCUUGGUCUUCGAGUAUACAAAAAAACUAAUGAACGAUCGCUGACUAGAGACGACCAGUGGCUAUAGGUUUCAUAGCCUCUUCGACGAUGAACAUGGAUGAGAAGCUUUUGUACCGUCAACUAGACACUCAUAACAUCUGAAAUCAAGCGAGGCCUAAUUCAAUUAUCUAUCUCAGUCUAAGCCGACCACCACACUGUGCAAGCUUGAGCUGUAUAGCUUCGUGCAGCAAUAUUAAAAGAUUAUCCUAUGAUUUAUGUGUUAGAUAUAUUUAGUCUUAAGUCUUUAUCUCCCAUUAACUACUAUUAUAAAUAUUUUUCUUUUUGAUAUUAGCUAAAGUAAAUAAUUAAGCUGCAAAUAAGUCCAAUUAGUUUUUGUAUUUUAAAAUCGGGAUCCCUCUCAUUUUGUCAAAACGAUUAAUCAAGUUGGUUUUGUCAUUUAUCCUAAAAAUGAAAAAGUAUUAAAGUAAUGUUAUUUCAUAAUACUCGAGUAUGUUUUAGGCAGAGUAGUAGUAGAGGAGAAGAGAGGACAUUAUUGAUAAGAUAAUUAGCCAAUAAGAAAUUAUUGAGGAUUGAGGAAAAUUAACAUGAAAUGAACCUUAUAGAAUUGAUUAUAAAUAGUAAUGUUUAUAAUCAAUGUUUAUAGGUAUCAAAAGACAUAUUCAUAAUCCAAUGAAUGAUGUUUUUUUUCUUCAACGGAAAACAAACCAUUUGUUUUUUUUUAUUGUAUAAAUUCACCUCUAAUUAACAUUAUAUUGUUUUCGACUAUCUUAGCUCGUUAAUAUAAUGGUUACUGGAUAGCGACUGUGGUUUGUAUAUACGAUUCUUAGUUUAAAUAUAACUUUUUAUAACAUCGCUAAUACUUGAAAGUGUCAUGAAGUCAGUUCAGUAAGAUAACUUUUUCGCUCUUGGCCAUUGACGUUUUAGGGUUUAUUUCAGGCGUGUACACUUUUUUAGCAUCUAGUUUGUGUAGCUUCAAAAGAAAUGUUUAAAUUAUAGGUUGGUAAACAUAAAAAAAACAUUUUCGGAAUAUGUUAAAUAAGUAUAUCACUAUAACCAAUUUAAUAACAACGUAUUAGGUACAUUAUAUUUUAAUUAAAUUAUGAUUUGGUUGAUGACAAAGGAUCGAACAAGUACAUUAUUUUAUUCCUUAUGAUAAAUACAAUAUCAUAAAUGGAUAGCAACAAAUUUUACGGAUGACUUACACCUGACUAAUAGUUGCUCGUUUUUUACUCCAUUUGUAUUUAGUUUCGGUCUCAUGCGAUAACGCGCUCUUAGAAGUCUCAGAGCAAUUAAGAUUUAUGGGGAAUAAUUAAUUGCUGCCGAAGACUGUGGGCAAAACAAUGUUGGAAGCGGCUCUAAUCAAUGAUAUCCAUACUGUACAGAACUGUAUGACUUUAAUGCGUACAAUAAUUUUAAGUACAAGCAGUUUGGAUGGAUCGAGAUUACAACUAUAUUUAUAGUGCGUACAUCCUAAAGAAACGUCAGUAGGAAUUGACCUACAUAAGUUAAAGUGCUUUCAUUCGCCGGAUAUAUGCGAUUUUAUCUUCUUACCGAAUUCUACAUGACGAGAUGCUCUAAUUACACAUACAUUUUUUUCAUUUCAUAUUUUUUUUUCAUUUAAAUGAUUAAGUAUGCAAUAGUUAUCUGAAUUAUACUAUGGUACGCUUACCUAACCUAACCUACAAGUCCAUUGUUUUAAUCUUUACACUGGAGAAACCAUAGACAUCUGCCUAAUAAUAAAUAAACUACUGGCUGAUAAUGAUUACCUUAAAAGAGGUAUUCAUUUAGAGAAAUAUUUGGUAUAAUUUUAUCUAGAAGUCAUUUAAUGUCAACUUGACAUGAAGCAAUCAGGUCAACUUUUUCACGGGUAUAGUUUUUCUAGUGACAUAGCUUUUAAUGAUAUGUGUAUCUGAAAUAUAUUGAAAGUUUUAUAAAUAAUUACUAUUGUAGACGUUACUUGU